AUGACCCCCACUGUCACUCUACAUCCAUCCAUCUAUUGUUUUCUGUUCCGUUCUCUGAGUGUGACCGCCAGUAUCCAUGCUGCAACUGUACCAAGCGAGAAUCUUUGCCAAUAUGAGGCUGAACCGAAGGGCUGCCAACCCUCACGAAGCGGUUCCGGUGACGGCGAUCCUCCGGAAACCAGCCGCGGCACGAAUAUGGUUCAUAUCUGCCACCCUGCUGAACCGAACACCGAGUGGUCUAGCGAGUUUCAGGACAAAAUUCGAGAUUUUGGAUACUCCAGCCACGGCAAUUUCAACUCCAUGAGCCUUUUGCAUAGUGCUAAGCUGUGUGGCGGUCAGGCCACUAGUUUAUCUAGCUCCCGUACCACAAGGCAGGCCACUUUCCGAAAUGAUGCGAACCGCAAGUAUAAGGAAGCAGUCCGCCAGCUGCCCUCACAAGCCUGCAUCGACCUCUUGGUCCAAACCUUUUUCUCGGACAUCAACUGGCAGUACGACGUGCUGGACGAGGGAUCCUUCAAGGAACAGCUAGUCGCAUGGAGAGAUAUCGUACUCCGACCUCCAACACUACUCUUUCAAGUCCUCGCACUCGCCCUUCUUUUUCAUCCUCCUCAUGAUGAAAUGAUCGGUUCUCUCAUUACCAUGGCUGAUAUGACCUUCCAUGAUCUUGGAGGCGAAUAUAGUGAUACGGGUGCUGACUUAUUCGCAUUGUUGGGGAAAAGGGAUCUAACAAUCGCCACGGUGCAAGCAGGUUUGCUACGAGCCUCGUUCUUAAAAAGCAGUGGUAAAGUUAUUGAAGCCUGGCAUACACUCGGGGCAACAAUCCGCGACGCACAGGAGAUUGGUCUACAUACCGGGCGAAUCGUAUCUGAUCAAUCUCCAGUGCGGCCGAAACGCGGGAGAGAAAGUGUCAGUCUUGUGGGUCACAAAAUCUGGGUGGUCUUGCAUAUUUGGGACGUCCACAUGGCUGUCGUUCUCGGUCGACCGAUCGCCACCGAUAUUCAAAUCGAUCACUUCGCCCGCACAGCUUGGAAUGCCUACCCUCUUGGUGCCGCCUGGAAAAUCCAGAUACAAAGUUCGAUGGAUUACGCCGGUGCCAGUGGUUACCAGCUGCUCGAGAGGGACUAUCGUCGCUCAUCCACUUUGUUAUUCUGGCACUUCAUCGACCCUUCAUAUUCUCUGUUCCUCAUAGUCGCACAGAAGCCCUGGGAGCUGGGAUAUCCGUUCUUCGCGCACAAGAACGACUAUUUGAGCAGUCAGAGCCACGCCAGCGCAAGGUGUUCAAUUUUGUCUAUGGUUCUUUCGAUGCAAUUGUUCUCAUUGCAGCACUCUGCCUUGUUUCGAACGAGGACCGUGAACUACAAACAGCGUGUAUCGAAGUUGUUGAAAGGGGGAUGCAAAGGCUGA
This is a messenger RNA of Aspergillus terreus NIH2624, 1404 nucleotides long. Its product is annotated as fungal specific transcription factor domain-containing protein. The transcript has 5 exons. The record is from RefSeq and is a predicted model, not a curated record. Bases 1 to 1404 code for a protein of 467 amino acids. Gene Ontology annotation, biological process: DNA-templated transcription. Gene Ontology annotation, cellular component: nucleus. NCBI's taxonomy places the organism in Eukaryota, Fungi, Ascomycota, Eurotiomycetes, Eurotiales, Aspergillaceae. Gene Ontology annotation, molecular function: DNA binding; zinc ion binding.